This is a messenger RNA of Conger conger (European conger), 2574 nucleotides long. RefSeq names its product arg8-vasotocin receptor-like. Bases 70 to 1383 code for a protein of 437 amino acids. Gene Ontology annotation, biological process: G protein-coupled receptor signaling pathway; positive regulation of vasoconstriction; regulation of systemic arterial blood pressure by vasopressin. Gene Ontology annotation, molecular function: vasopressin receptor activity; peptide binding. Gene Ontology annotation, cellular component: membrane. The record is from RefSeq and is a predicted model, not a curated record. Lineage: Eukaryota; Metazoa; Chordata; Actinopteri; Anguilliformes; Congridae. The transcript has 2 exons.
GAGCGGCGCGCCACAACACAAGUACACUGAGAAUCUUUUUUCCGGAGCUGCGGGAAAGGGGAUUCUGCGAUGCACUUCCCAGUUAACUCGCAGGUUCACCCCGGAGCUCCGUGGAAUUUCACCGGCACCAACGAAUCCCUGCAAUUCAGUCCAGUUGAAGGUCUAACAAUGGCACUCUCCGACAGGGUGAAUUCCUCGCGAAACGACAGCGACCCGUUCGGAAGAAACGAGGAGGUCGCGAAGAUAGAGAUCAGCGUUCUGAGCGUCACCUUCGUGGUGGCGGUGGUGGGCAACCUGAGCGUUCUGCUGGCGAUGCACAACACGAAGAAGAAGAUGUCGCGGAUGCACCUCUUCAUCAAGCACCUGAGCCUGGCCGACUUGGUGGUGGCGUUCUUUCAGGUCUUGCCGCAACUGUGCUGGGAGAUCACCUUCCGCUUCUACGGACCAGAUUUCCUCUGCCGAAUCGUGAAGCACCUGCAGGUGUUGGGCAUGUUCGCCUCCACCUACAUGAUGGUCAUGAUGACUCUGGACCGGUACAUCGCCAUCUGCCACCCCCUGAAGACGCUCCAGCAGCCCACCCAGAGAUCAUACAUGAUGAUAAUCAGCACGUGGAUAAGUAGCCUGGUGCUGAGCAGUCCGCAGUACUUCAUAUUUUCUCUCAGUGAGAUUAAAAACGGCUCUGACGUGUACGACUGUUGGGGUCACUUCAUACAGCCUUGGGGCGUGAAGGCGUACAUAACGUGGAUAACCGUCGGCAUCUUUCUCAUCCCGGUGGUCAUACUGGUGAUAUGCUACGGCUUCAUUUGUCACAGCAUCUGGAAAAACAUCAAGUACAAAACCAAGAAGACCACGACGCACACGGCGUCUAAAAGUGGUUUGAUUGGGAAGUCUUCCGUCAAUAGCGUCACCACCAUAUCCAGAGCCAAAAUGAGGACUGUCAAAAUGACUUUCGUGAUAGUCCUCGCGUACAUUGUAUGCUGGGCUCCAUUUUUCAUCGUCCAGAUGUGGUCGGUUUGGGACGAAAACUUCUCUUGGGAUGACUCCGAGAACACCGCAGUCACCCUCUCCGCGCUGCUGGCGAGCCUCAACAGCUGCUGCAACCCGUGGAUCUACAUGAUCUUCAGCGGCCACCUCCUGUACGACUUCGCCCAGUGCUUUCCCUGUUGCCAGAAAAUGCGGAACACGUUUAAGAAGGAGGACUCGGACAGUAGCCUCAGGAGGACCACCCUCAUCACCAAAAUGGCAAGCCGAAGCCCUACGGGCAGCUCGGGAACUUGGAAAGACUCCGACAACUCGCACAACUCGCACAAUUCGCACAAACCCAACAGCGCCGCCCCGACGGAUUCGUCCAAUUGCGUCUGUAUGUCUGCGUUUAUUUAUUGACAAUAACGAACGACCGAACUCAGAGGGUACCACACAUAUUUGAUUUAUAUACCGACUACUCCUCAGGCAGUUAAAAAUCACUGGGAUAUUAUGCGGUUAUAUUCAGUGAAAAUAUGAUGGGAACAUAGACGUGGCGACAGACAAUGUAUAUAUUUAAUACACAGGAAAAUAAGCCUUGAUUGUAAAAGGUUGCGUGUCGACGAAACGUGCUUUGAUUAAAAAAAAGAAGAAAUCUUUUACAUAUAUUUUGAAAUGAAAGUGCGCAAAAUAUAAACAAACUCAAUGCUUUAGUAAUGUAAUGCAACAUUUGAGAACUAAAAAUGAAAAAAUAUAUAUUAUCGUUUUCACUGCAACCGAUGUCAGCUGAUGUAAUUGUCGGGCCAACUGGGGUGUACUUGUAUAUGUAUAUCAAAACAACGUUUUAAUGGAUGUAAUUACUUGAAAAUGCUGUUGGGGAAUGUAUUUUUUGUAAUAUAUGGCAAUCUCUGUACAUAGAUCUGUCCUGUAAAAAAUAUUUGGUUAAAUUGUCUGCCUUGUUAAUGUAACUGUGCUGUAAUGUAUUAAUGUUUCACCUCAAAAUCAAUCACUUUAUGAAAGACGGCGUUUAUGCAUGCGCGCGUGUGCAUUUUCCAGCAUCUGUUGCAUUAUGGGAUGUGUGUCAUUAAGCUGAAAUAUGACUUUGUACUGAUUGUUCCCAAGGCAGCGUUCUAAAUACAGUGAGCGCGUCGAGGUCUGGUGAUCAAAACGCUUUUUCAAGUUCAGUUUCACACGGACGCGCUACUCUCCGCGCGCACAACUCACACACGUAUCAUAGAUUCUCACUGCAAGGGAGUGUGUCAGCAAGUUUCAGCACUCAGCACUCCCAACUCAAAAAAUACCUUCGGAAACCACCACAAAGUUUACUUCGUUGUCUGAAAUCUUUAGCUAUACUUCACAAAACCUGAUUCUGUGUACUUCUGUGUCAUUACCAUUUUGAACUGAAAGAAUGUAGACUCCCAUUACAUCCCACAUGUACUUUGCAUACUAUCCAUGCCAUUUCUUUGUUUACUUUGUAAGACAAACUUUUCUGCUUCCAUCUGUAUUUCCAUCACGAGAAUUACGACACGCAAGAAAAAAUGUGACGUUCUGCUGCUCAACAAGCCGUGUGCCGUUCCAGGUGCCUCUGAUUUCUAUAUUAAAUGGUGUACACAC